ACCCUCCUCCCCAAAGUCCCAUUCACGUCGAUAUAAAUCGGAUCAAAGACCUACACGGUCGGCGGCCUAUAUCUCGAUCCAGGAGUACUGCACUCGUAUACGAACCUCAGCCGCAUUCAAUACCAGCUUCUCGGAUUCGGACAAAGACACCCUCCCACUUCCUACCGUCUCUCCUUCCAGCUCUCGAUCGGACAUAUCAUCUGUUCUGUCCAGGAUGUUGUCCCCUUCGACACCGGCGUCGCGAUGGUCGUCGCUUCUCUCUCCAUCCCUCCGGCAAGCUAUUGCGCGCUGCUCCGACUCGCAGUCAUUUUGGCUGAGUCUAUAUUUUGUACUCAACCUCUCCCUCACGCUGUACAACAAAUACGUACUGGUCUCCUUCCCAUACCCUUAUACCCUUACGACCGUUCAUGCUCUCUGUGGCUCGCUUGGAGGAGGCCUACUUCUACGCAAUGGGGCGUUUCAACCCAAGCGGCUGCGCGAAGGCGACUACCUCGUCCUCGUGGCGUUUAGCGUGCUCUACUCGAUAAAUAUCGCCAUCAGCAAUGUCUCGUUACGACUUGUUACUGUGCCCAUGCAUCAAGUCAUUCGCGCAGCUGCCCCGAUUUUUACGGCCAUGUUGUCCUGGUACCUCUUCAAUAGCCGUUUCAGCGGACACAAGCUGCUAUCUCUAGUCCCUGUCGUACUAGGCGUCGGCCUUGCCACAUACGGUGACUACUACUGCUCAUUCUGGGGCUUCAUCCUUACCUUGCUCGGCACCCUCCUCGCCGCGCUGAAAACCAUCGCCACCAAUGUCCUGCAAUCUUCACCCUCCGCAGACUCGAGCGCUACGUCUACGUCCCAUAAGCGGAGUUUCUCGCGUGCAGGUUUCCGCCUCCCGCCUCCCUUUCCUCGCCAUCGCCUCUCAAUCCCUACUCCCACGAUCCCGACGGUGCUCUCGAAUUGGACAGCGAAAGGCGGGUUCAGGUUGGGUCUCCACCCGCUGGACCUAUUGACGCGGAUAUCACCACUUGCGCUUGUGCAGUGUGCAUUCUAUGCGCAUGCCUCUGGCGAGUUGGAUGCCCUGCAAGGAGGAGCCGUGGUUGGACAGGGAAAGGUGAUAGGAUUAGGAGUCGUUGUAAUGUUGCUGGUGAAUGGCGGAAUAGCAUUCGCCUUAAAUGUGGUCAGUUUUGAGGCGAACCGUAGGGCGGGUGCAUUGAGCAUGGGUGUGGCUGGCAACGUCAAGCAGGUUCUCACGAUUCUUUGUGCUGUCUCGCUCUUCAAUCUGACUAUCACGCCCGCAAACGCACUCGGUAUCGCGCUUACAUUGCUCGGAGGCGCAUGGUAUGCACUGGUGCAGUAUCGCGAGAAGCAAGCUUCAGCUCUGCGGAUCGCACGAUCUUCUUGAUGUACUUUGUCUUCUCCUUCGUCCCCUUGCGGACGCACUUCUAUCUGAGCUUCAUAUCUUGUGGACCACAAUGCAACGUGCGGUUCUGGUGGGAUGAGGGUCGGUGGUUCGUCUUGUCUGCGACUUGUUUUGCUCACGCUCAUUCUUCUUGGACAUUCGUUAGGAGGGACUCUCAGUCUCGGGAGCCGGACUUCAUCGUUUCAUCUGUGGACUAGCUUUUGCGACUCUUUUCCGUAUUUGUAACUUACAUUCCUUUCAUUUUGGAUUUGUUGUAUCCUUAUCACCAUUCGUCUCUUCUCGCGGUUUUUCCUGGAGUGCUGCAAGAGUCUGCACAGACUUGGGUUCGACAGACUUCGGGUUCGACACAAGGCUUGGAGUGCCUGGUGGGACUGCAACCGAGGGAGAGAGGUCUACCGACAUCAACGGAUCCCGAUGACCUCAUGCAUGAGCGUGAUCACGUGUGGACGUCGGGCAAGUAUAAAGAGGCUUAAGUUGUCGUCGCUUCCAUCUCCAUCUCCACCUCCAUCACUCAUCC
Stereum hirsutum FP-91666 SS1 is the source of this 1919-nucleotide messenger RNA. Its product is annotated as TPT-domain-containing protein. The transcript is spliced from 3 exons. The coding region runs from base 215 to 1384 and encodes 389 amino acids. The record is from RefSeq and is a predicted model, not a curated record. Gene Ontology annotation, cellular component: Golgi apparatus. Lineage: Eukaryota; Fungi; Basidiomycota; Agaricomycetes; Russulales; Stereaceae. Gene Ontology annotation, molecular function: antiporter activity.